Messenger RNA from Bacillus rossius redtenbacheri, 2087 nucleotides. Its product is annotated as eukaryotic translation initiation factor 2-alpha kinase 1-like. The coding region runs from base 87 to 1817 and encodes 576 amino acids. The record is from RefSeq and is a predicted model, not a curated record. Gene Ontology annotation, biological process: protein phosphorylation. NCBI's taxonomy places the organism in Eukaryota, Metazoa, Arthropoda, Insecta, Phasmatodea, Bacillidae. Gene Ontology annotation, cellular component: cytosol; cytoplasm; nucleus. The transcript has 11 exons. Gene Ontology annotation, molecular function: ATP binding; eukaryotic translation initiation factor 2alpha kinase activity.
UGUAUUUUGCAGCCUUCACUUAGCUUAUGUUCUGUGUUGUUUUUUUCUACGCUGAUGGUUUGCUCAGAACUUUGAAGCAUUAGAGCAUGCAGACGCCUGGCGACGAGGCGCCUGGGGACCUGUGCGACUCCUGGUCCGAGCUGCACACCGUGAGCAGCUUCGACUCCGGAGACCUCGCAGGUAUCAACGUCCUGCCCUCGCCGAGUGAUGGUCGUGUGGACUGUGCAGCGGGCAGCACGCGCCCCGCGGGGGGGUCCGGGGAGCCGGAGGUGCUGGUGCGCGACCUCCAGCCGCUGUCGGGAGUCAGCCUGCUGGUCGAGUGCCUGAUCGAGCAGCUGUGCCGCCUCCUGGAGAGGGACCCCGUCGUGCGGAAGAAGCUGUACCACGUCAUCUGCACGAAGCUGCGCAGCAUGAAGCUGCUGGACGAGACGUACGGGGUGGAGGAGUUUGAGUUCAUGCGCACGCACUACCAGCGCGCGCUGUACCAGCUGCUGGGCGCGUCGCGCGCCGUGGCCGUGCCGGCCGCCCCCGCGCUGCACGUGCCGAGCCCGGUGCUCAACCUGCUGUCGCUGGCCAACCAGAACCGCCUGAACUGGUCGCGCUACCACACGGACUACGAGCAGCUGGCGUUCAUCAACAAGGGCGGCUUCGGCGAGGUGUACCGGGUCCGCAACAAGCUGGACGGGGAGGAGUACGCCGUCAAGAAGAUACGUCUGCGGUACCGCGACGUGAAGUCGUUCCUGCAGAAGCUGCAGGAGGUGCGCACGCUGGCCCGGCUCGAGCACCCCAACAUCGUGGCCUACAAGGCGGCCUGGCUGGAGCCCCUGGACUGCUCCCCGCUGGCCGAGUGCUCGCCCCACGGCCGCGCCCUCGACACCGCCGGGAGCAGUCUCGAGCGACAGGAGUCGGAGGCGGCCAGCGAGGACGACUCGUGCGGGGUGGAGUUCCAGGACAGCGGCGGGGAGACCUCCUCGAGCAGGGAGCUGCAUGUGGUGCGAGCCGAGAGCCUCUGGGAGCGACGGGAGGUCGUGUCCGUGUCGCACGAGGCGUGGGCGGUGCUGUACAUCCAGAUGCAGCUGUGCGACGACACGCUGCAGCAGUGGCUGGCGCGGCGCAACGCGGCGGAAGGGACCGGCCGCGCCGACGCGGGCCGCGCCCUGGCCGUGUUCCGGCAGGUCGUGUCCGGGGUGCAGUACAUCCACGCCAAGGGCAUCGUGCACCACGACAUCAAGCCCAGCAACGUGUUCGUGAACGCGGACCUGACCCGGGCGCAGGUGGGGGACUUCGGGCUGGCCUGCUGCUUCCAGCACUCGCCGGGACGCGUCACGCUGGUGGGGCCAGACGGCUCCGGCCCGCGCGGGCACACCAGGGAGCUGGGCACCGUGCCCUACGCCGCGCCGGAGCAGCUGCGCGGCACUUGCCACCCCAAGAGCGACGUGUACAGCCUGGGCAUCGUGUUGUUCGAGCUGCUGCAGCCGUGCGCGACGGCGAUGGAGCGCACCAAGCUCAUCUCCGCGCUCAAGACGGAGCGCGCGCUCCCAGCGGAGCUGCAGCCCCGACUGGCGGAGCUGAUCCUGGCGCUGACGGCCCCGGACGUGGACGCGAGGCCGACGGCCGCCCAGCUGCUGGACCGGCUGUGCCGCGCCGCCGCCGAGACGGGCGCGGCGGAGGACGACUGCGACAAGGACGCGCUGAUCGACAGGCUGCGCCACGUCGUCCGCGAGAAGGACCAGGAGAUCGAGCGCCUGGCGGCCAGGGUCCAGCAGCUCGAGCGGCAGAUCGCGCAGAGCAAAGUGAACGGACUCGUCCCGAGCUAGUCCCCGGGAAACAUUUCGUCGGACGUGCGACGGCCAGAACGAUGUGAAUUUUUUUACAGUGAUGCAUCCGGACUGAUACAGAUUUACAGACUUAGCUGGUUACACAACUAAAGACACUAGUCAUCAGCAUUUUAGUGUGAUGAGUCGGCCGAGGUAUGAAUAAUGAAAAUGUUACUAAAUUAUUAUUUAUUUUCAAGACAAUAAGUACAAAAUGUGACAAAUUGACAAAGCAGCUUGUAUGUGUCCAUUACAACAAGUAUUUUUUUUUAA